AUGGCCGCCGCUCCUAGAAUACGCAUUGAGGCCAAUGCCGAUGUCUCCCACUGUCUAAGCCAGAUUCGCCAAGCUUACCACCUACAUGCCCAACAGCAGCUCGCGCCGGGACGUAUUCCAGACCUUUGGACAACCCUGCAUCGCACCCACUACACCCAUGGAUGGCGUAUGCAUGCUUCGCAGUCUGGUCAGCCGGGGUGGAAGCCACCAACUCUUGGUACCGAGGAUGACCCCCGGGACUUCGUACCAUUCCUGCGCCGACAGUUGGCACCUGAUGAGUUGGCCUUUGCCCUUUUUGUUGUGUUUCAAGGACACCGGACCAGUAUGCGCGACGAUGCUGGUGCCGAGGUCAAGCGCAGAUACAAUGCCCUCAGGGGUAAUGUUGGAAACUUUAGCGAGGACGACAUCAUGUUCGAACUCGGCCCCGAAGUCCUCCGCAGCACUCCCGCUCUCCGCACCCUCAACAGCCUCCUCAACCCCCGUGAAACCGCCGCCCUCCGCUUCCAUCCCGUCGCUGUGUUUCGCGCUGUCCGUGCCGAGAUGCUAGAGAGGCACCACGAUGCUGUAAAUCCGCCCUCCGUCCUCCCCAUUGACGUCAACCGUGCUGCCCUCCACACCCCUCGGACCCCCAUACGGGCCGAGCCUCUCCCCUCCGGAGCCGUCAGCUCCCCUGCCGAUUUCCGGACCCCCCCGCAGGGCCCUCUAGUGCUGCCGGCCGAGGCCCGCCCCGUGGUGCGCGAGGAGCUCGAACGAUGGCGCGAGAUCGUCCGCCUGGUCCAGGCAAUGCCGGAGCCCACGGGCAAUAGCCUCUGGGUGGAGACUGUCCGCGCGGCGACGCAAUCAAUGAGGCCAGUCAGCUUGUGGGUCGAGAACAUGCUCGAUGAGGAUGCUCUGCGCGAUGAUACGGCCCAGUAA
This is a messenger RNA of Colletotrichum truncatum, 915 nucleotides long. The record is from RefSeq and is a predicted model, not a curated record. Lineage: Eukaryota; Fungi; Ascomycota; Sordariomycetes; Glomerellales; Glomerellaceae.